Molecule: messenger RNA, 2571 nt
Organism: Gracilinanus agilis (Agile Gracile Mouse Opossum)
Lineage: Eukaryota; Metazoa; Chordata; Mammalia; Didelphimorphia; Didelphidae
Gene: IL17RA
Product: interleukin 17 receptor A
Molecular function (GO): interleukin-17 receptor activity
Source: RefSeq, a predicted model, not a curated record
AUGGGGACUCUACUCCCGGGACCGCUUUGGCUCGUGCUGCCGCUCCUGGUUGCGCUGCCCCGAACCGGCUUGGCCCUGUGGCUCCUCGACACCCCGGAGCCGGUCUGCUCCCAGCCGGGGCUAAACUGUACUGUCAAGAAUAGUACCUGCCUGGAUGACAGUUGGUUCCGCCCUCCCAAUAUGACACCAUCUUUCCCUAAAGAUGUCAUCAUCAGGCUGGGCUUUGAACACAACAGAAAUGGAGACCUGUUUCCUGUGGUGCACAUUGAAUGGAAAGUAAGGACAGAUGGCAGCAUCCUGUUUCUCAAGGGUGCUGAGCUGUCGGUGCUACAGAUGAGCACCAAUGAACAACUGUGCGUUGAAUUUAAAUUUCUAAACCAACUUCAACAUCAACUGCGCCCAGAUUUGAGUAGGUGGCAUUUCGCCUUCAAUAACUUUGUGGUGGAGCCUGGCCAAGAAUAUGAGAUAACAGUACAACACCUGCCCAAGCCAGAACCCAAUAGAGACCCAAACCAUCAGUCCGUGCCUUUCCGGGUACCUGACUGCAGGGACCCCAGAAUGAGAGUGACUAACCCCUGUGUGCACUCAGGAAGCUUGUGGGAGCCUGACAUCACUGGAGAAAGACUCCAGAACAACUCCCUGGUGGUGAGCUUUAAUCUGUGGAAUGAAUCAAUCUCUUAUAAGAUCCUCGUGAAUGGUUUUCCAAACGCAGAGACCAACAGCUGUUAUGAAGGCCUUCGGUUCAUUAACCAGUCCACCCAAGAAGAAGUCCACCAUCGAACAAAUGUCACAUUCCCCCUGCAAAAUGUGAACGCCUGCUGCCAGUACAGUGUGCAGAUCCAGCCAUUCUUCCAGAGCUGUCAGAAUGACUGCCUUAGACACACCCUGUCCAUCCCUUGCCCAGUGCUCCCAUCCCUGACUCCAAUCUGCCCUCCAGAUGGUGUGCCGCUGUGGGUUUAUUGGUUUAUCACUGGCAUCUGUAUCCUGCUGGUAGGCUCUGUCAUAUUCCUGACCAUUUGCAUGACUCAGAGAAAGUCUGCGUUUCCUUCUGAAAAUGACACCAGAAACCCUGAUAUUGCCCCCCUGGACACUCAGACUCUUCCACACUUGAAGCCCCGGAAAGUCUGGAUCAUUUACUCAGCUGAUCACCCCCUCUAUGUGGAUAUAGUUGUCAAGUUUGCCCAGUUCCUCAUCACUGUGUGUGGCACUGAAGUGGCCCUGGACCUGCUAGAGGAGAAACUGAUCUCAGAGGUGGGAGUCAUGGCUUGGGUGAGUCGACAGAAGCAGGAAAUGGAGGAGAGCAAUUCGAAAAUCCUCAUCCUGUGUUCCCGAGGCACCCGAGCCAAGUGGCAGGCAAUCCUUGGCUGGGAAGAGCCUGCCGUUCAGCUCCGGUAUGACAGGUGGAAACCUGCUGGGGACCUAUUCACAGCUGCCAUGAAUGUGAUCCUUCCAGACUUCAAGAAACCAGCCUGCUUUGGGAUGUACGUUGUCUGCUACUUCGAUGGCAUCAGUGAUGAGGCUGAUAUCCCUGACCUAUUCAACAUCACCUCUAAAUAUCCAUUGAUGGAGAAGUUUGAGGAGGUUUAUUUCCGGAUCCAGGAACUGGAGAUGUUUGAGCCAGGUCGAGUGCACAGGGUCAGGGAGGUCACUGCUGAAAACUACCUCCAGAGUCCCAGUGGCUGGCAGCUCAAAGAAGCAGUACAGAGAUUCCGGGAAUGGCAGGUCAAGUGCCCCAACUGGUUCGAACAGGAGAAUCGCUGUUUGGAAGAUGAAGAUGACUUAUCAUCGUUGAGCGGGGAGAUGUUUGAAGAGUCAUCGUUACCACCAGGAGGGGGAAUAAUGAAACAAACGCCCCUGAUACAGGAGCCUUCUACUGGGGACCAUAUGGUGGUGGAUCUCCUCAUCAGUGAGGAAGAAGAAGGGGUCUCCAGGCUGGAUGCUCAGUUUCUGUCCCAAGGGUCUUCUCUCACCCACCAAACAGUAGUCCCCAUAGAAAAUGCCCUACUGACUUCUGUGGUAGAGCCUGUCUCAUGUGAGAAUGGUGAUGGUAAAACCAGUCAGCAGGCAGUGGUAGGUGAAGAGGACAUGGAAUGUGUCCCACUGUUGGAAGCCAAUGUUCCCCAUAGGAACAAUGUAUUUUUCCUCCCUGUAGACUCUGAAGCUUCCCCUCUCUCCAGCACUCCAGUGCCAUCAUCUAACUAUCUCCCAGCUCCAGUAAGAGAUCAGCUAGAGGGCUUAAUGUACUCCCUCUUUCAGCAGAGUCUUGGUGUUUCGAGUGAGGAAGAAUGGGAAAGACAGCAGCUGGUCUCCAAUAACCCUUAUACUCCCUAUGAGGAAGAACAGAGGCAGUCAGUGGAGUCUGAUCAAGGUUACAUCUCCAGGAGCUCCCCACAGCCUCCUGAUGGGUUUGUAGAAAAGGAAGGAGAGGAAGAGGAUGAAGAGAAAGAAGAGCAGGAUGGAGAAAAAUCGACAGAGUUUCUUUCUCCCGAUGUUUUGGAGAAUCUGAAGAGCCUUCAGCAGCGACUGUUAUUCCAGGAGAUACAACAGAACUAACUGGGACUGCCUAGAUGA